This is a messenger RNA of Pipistrellus kuhlii (Kuhl's pipistrelle), 1903 nucleotides long. It is a transcript of the gene SMS, whose product is annotated as spermine synthase. Gene Ontology annotation, molecular function: spermine synthase activity. The record is from RefSeq and is a predicted model, not a curated record. Gene Ontology annotation, biological process: spermine biosynthetic process. The coding region runs from base 182 to 1156 and encodes 324 amino acids. Lineage: Eukaryota; Metazoa; Chordata; Mammalia; Chiroptera; Vespertilionidae. The transcript is spliced from 10 exons.
UCCGCGCUUCCUCCUCCCGGAGGCGGGCCGGCCCCGCCCCGCGCCCCGGGCGGCUCCCGCCGGCCCCGCCCCCCCGAUCCCCGGCCUCCCGGCGCCGCAGCCCACAGCCGCCGGCUCAGCCAUCGCGGACCCCCGUCUCCCGCGGCCGCCCCCCAGGCAUGGCCCAGGGCCCCGCCGCACUAUGGCAGCAGCUCGGCACAGCACGCUCGACUUCAAGCUCGGCGCCAAAGCCGACAGCGAGACCAUCCUAAAAGGCCUCCAGUCCAUUUUCCAGGAGCAGGGGAUGACCGAGUCGGUGCACACCUGGCAGGACCACGGCUACUUGGCGACCUACAUAAACAAAAACGGCAGCUUUGCCAAUCUGAGAAUCUACCCCCAUGGAUUGGUGCUGCUGGACCUUCAGAGUUACGACGGCGAUGCAGAAGGCAAAGAAGUUGACAGUCUUUUGAACAAAGUAGAAGAAAGAAUGAAAGAACUGAGUCAGGACACUACCGGGCGGGUGAAGCGAUUACCACCCAUAGUUCGAGGAGGGACCAUUGACAGGUACUGGCCCACUGCUGAUGGCCGCCUGGUUGAGUAUGACAUAGAUGAAGUGGUGUAUGACGAAGACUCACCUUAUCAGAACAUUAAAAUUCUGCACUCGAAGCAGUUUGGAAAUAUUCUCAUCCUGAGUGGGGAUGUUAAUCUGGCGGAGAGUGAUUUGGCGUAUACCCGGGCCAUCAUGGGCAGUGGCAAAGAAGAUUACACUGGCAAAGACGUGCUGAUCCUGGGAGGUGGAGAUGGGGGCAUUUUAUGUGAAAUAGUCAAACUGAAACCAAAGAUGGUCACUAUGGUAGAGAUUGACCAAAUGGUGAUUGAUGGAUGUAAGAAAUACAUGCGAAAAACAUGUGGUGAUGUCUUAGACAAUCUUAAAGGAGACUGCUAUCAGGUUCUAGUAGAGGACUGUAUUCCGGUACUGAAGAGGUACGCCAAAGAAGGGAGAGAGUUUGAUUAUGUGAUUAAUGAUUUGACAGCUGUUCCGAUCUCCACCUCUCCGGAAGAAGAUUCCACCUGGGAGUUUCUCAGACUGAUUCUUGAUCUCUCCAUGAAAGUGCUGAAGCAGGACGGGAAGUAUUUUACACAGAUCCGAGCAAGGGGACCAAGUGAACCAAGAUGACUGUAGGCCCUCAAGAAGAUCCCCCAAUCUACUUCGGGAGACUUACUCAUGCAUAUAAAAUAGUGUGCUGGCUUCUCACGAUCCUGCAUGGUGUGCCCCAUGGACACUUAAAACAAUGCAAGUAACAAUCUAAAAUGGAAAAAAAAAAAGGGACAGGAAAAGGAGGGAGGGAGGGUUGUUAAAGCACUUGGACAGACACUCUGAUGGUUAGGUGGAAGAUACAGUGAAGCUGUAUAUUUUUCAGAUUUCUUCUUUUUCUUUUUUUAUUCAUUGUUUCAGAUAGAAAUGUUUAAGGGAAACAGCAGGGAAGGGCUGCCAGGAACAUAGCAAUUUGGUUUCCCAGGAUCAUUAUAUUUAGUACUUUAAUGUCUAGCUUUUGAGGUGGGGGUGAGGGGUGUUGAAUUUAAGAAAAAGUAAACAGUUGUUCUUAAUUAUACCAUACCGUGGGACUUGGUGUACUCGCUUCAAACAAAAAUAAUCCAGCCUUUUCCACCAUUGCAGGAAUGUCAGUGAUUAAACAGAAUUGAUCAUCUGAGUGGAUGUGAUUGGGGAUUAUUACAGUUAAAUAAUGCUUAGCCUUUGAGAGGAGCAGUAAACUCCGAGUAGAAUAUCGGCAAGUCAGCCUAUUGUGUUAUACAGUAUUUAAUACCUACUUUUCUGUUUACAGAAUGUAUUACAUUUUUGAAAUUCAUAUAUCACCUGAUGAAUUUUAUGCAACACUAACACAGUAAAAUAUUCCUGGAAUUC